Molecule: messenger RNA, 912 nt
Organism: Exaiptasia diaphana
Lineage: Eukaryota; Metazoa; Cnidaria; Anthozoa; Actiniaria; Aiptasiidae
Product: probable tRNA(His) guanylyltransferase
Exons: 8
Coding region: 81-869 (262 amino acids)
Biological process (GO): tRNA modification
Molecular function (GO): magnesium ion binding; tRNA guanylyltransferase activity
Source: RefSeq, a predicted model, not a curated record
GAAGCGAACAAAAUUUGUAAUGAACUGUCGGACUAUUAAAAAUCAAUUAUACAGCUGUUAUUUGGUUUUUGAGUGRUAUCAUGGCAAAGAGUAAAUACGAGUACGUUAGGAAGUUUGAACAGAACGAUAGCUGUUUGCUGAACUGCUGGAUCGUGGUGAGAAUYGACGGAAGAAACUUUCAUAGGUUUUCUGAUGCCCAUGGCUUUAAUAAACCAAAUGAUAUCAGGGCUUUAGGUCUCAUGAAUCGAUGUGGUCAAUCUGUGAUGGAUGAGUUUGGCGAUGUUGUUUUGGGCUACGGUCAAAGCGACGAAUAYAGUUUCGUUUUCAAAAAGAGUACAACACAGUUCAGCAGAAGAGCGAGCAAAAUCACUACAAAUGUGGUCUCCUUAUUUGCUGCCUCUUAUGUAUUCUACUGGAAAAMUUUCUUCACUGAUCAAGAACUGAAAUAUCCACCAAUGUUUGAUGGCCGUGUUGUCUUGUACCCUUGUGACAAGAACYUGAGAGACUAUUUGAGCUGGAGACAAGCUGACUGUCAUAUCAACAACUURUACAACACAUGUUUUUGGAAUUUGGUUCAACAAGGUGGACUGAGUCAGAGCAAAGCAGAAGAAAGACUGUGUGGAACUGUAUCCAGUGACAAGAAUGAACUUCUAUUUUCAGAGUUUGGUAUCAAYUAUAACAAUGAGCAGCCUAUCUAUCGUAAAGGAACAGUUUUAAUCUGGGAAAAUAUCAAUGCUGCCCAGGAUGAAGCUGCAAACAAGCAAAGUGAGCAAAAGUCAAAAAGAAUUCGAAGGAAAGUAACAAGUUUUCAUAUUGACAUUAUUGGUGACCAGUUCUGGGAUGAACAUUCUGAUAUUCUUGGAAGUUGACAUAAAGUUCAGGAAAUAGAAUGAUGCUAAUAUUUAAUUUGUU